AUGGACAAAAUUGAUCCAACCCUGAUGUCGUACCUCAAGGGACCCUAUGGAACCAGCGGCUUGCCGAGCAUCACUGAUGUUAGCCUCAUGCAAAAGGCUCUUCCCGGUUAUGGCGGUUCCGACAGCCUUGGCAACUACGGUGGCGGAAUCCCCACCUCUGAUGCAUCUGGAAUGGCUGCAAACUACUUCAAUUCCUUCCAACUCCAGCAAAACAAGCUCCCUGGAAUGGGCCUCUACGGAAUGCCUCCCUUCUACGGCGAGUUCUACGGACCUCCACGAAAACAACGACGAGAAAGGACCACUUUCACUCGAGCCCAGCUGGACAUUUUGGAAUCGCUCUUUGCCAAAACCAAAUAUCCCGACAUCUUCAUGAGAGAAGAAGUUGCCAUGAAAAUCGGACUCCCAGAAUCGCGCGUCCAGGUCUGGUUUAAAAAUCGUCGAGCAAAAUGUCGCCAGCAGCAGCAGCAAAAAUCUUCAGAUAGCCCUUCUUCCAGCUCAACUCCAAUCAAGAAAGAGGAAGAGGGUUCGCCCACCGCAAAGGUCACCGGCGUUAAUGGAACUUCUCCAAGUGAUAGUGGAAGAUCUAGCAUGAGCCCGGGCAGCGGCGGUGGAGUGGCCGAAGCCUCUACUUCAUCCGAUCCCAACACGUCCUCGAACUCGCUCUCCACGCCGAACCUCUCCUUGCCCUCGACGAAAGCCGAUCCGAUCCCGGAUCAGCUAGACACCGUCCCCAACUGGGCUACUCCCGAGACCAAAAUAGAAGCCAUCGACAACCAGACCAACCCGCUUAUGCCACCCGUUCCAUCUUCACUUUCUCUUGACCAGCCCGCUGGUUCUCAAUUCUUCGACAGCUACGGCUCCAUGGGCAACAUGCCUUCUGUCUCUGAGCCAACCUCUGUUGCGGCAAACUUCUACAAUCAGUACAACGCAAAUAUGGCCCAGUACCAAGCCCAGUCGAUGACCCAGCCCGGCCUUGCCCCCGGCGCGAGCGCUGGACAACCCGCGACUCAAGCCGCCGCCCAAGCUGCUGCUGCCGCACAAAACUCACAGCAGUGGAAGUUCCAAGUUCUAUAA
Messenger RNA from Oikopleura dioica, 1074 nucleotides. Lineage: Eukaryota; Metazoa; Chordata; Appendicularia; Copelata; Oikopleuridae. The record is from the annotation of a GenBank genome assembly.